CCCUCCGCAACCAUAAGGCAUGCCAAAGUAAUCCCCCUGCGGCAAAACGUGCUCUCCGUCUGCUGCACACCUCGCAAAAACAAACACGGCUCCGACUUUGCUUUAGGGGCUGGUCCACGUCCACCCCUUUUUCAGGGAGGCAGGGGGAGCGCGCCCUUCUGUUGCUCCUGAGCGGAAAGCCCGGCAUACUCCUCUUCCCUUCACUCUUUUGAAGAAGAAAAAAAAAGCCCGCUCUUUUUAAACGCCGAAGGAGUCUUCUGUGCUUUCUGGAGGCCGGCCGGGCAGACUGGUGGUGAACUGAAAUAGCCUCUUUGUCGAGUGACUGACUCAUGACGCGCUGGCCGUCUUGCAAAGAAAGAGACCUGAGAUACACCGGUGUUACUCCCUUGCCCGCCGCCCAAACUGUCUCCAUAGGCCUUGAAAAGCCUCUCUCGCCCACGAUAUUUGAAAUCCAACUGAAACUGCCCAAGUCCCAAGAGGCUGUCUGCAUAGAAAGUCUUGAUACGGUCUGGGAAUGUGUUCCCAAAAAUCUGGUCCGAUAUGAAGUCCUCGUCAGCCUGUUCUUUAUACAUUUGAGAGUUGACAAACUUCUCACGUGCCACCAGAGCAGUGUAAAGUGUUAGAAAGUAUUUGUAGACUAGACCUGUGUUUCUGUGUGCCUCACUGAACAAAUUGAAGCAUUCCAGACACCUUCAUUCCACAAUCUCCCUUUUUCUUCCAGAUUGUUGUUGUACUGUAUUAUAGCAGACUGGCUCUGGAUCACAAGAUGUGCUACUAUUGCUGGCCCAGUUUAUUUGAUCUUGUGUUCCUCUUGUCUGAUGUCACAGUCAGCGGGGUAGAAAGACCUGCAGCAAGGUCUUUCUGACUACUCAUAUCCACCUUGAAUAGAUCAGCUUUGUUUUUGUUUUUCCCAGCACCUAAUAUCAGCUUUUUCUUUCUUUUCCCUUUUUGGUUUUUUGCUUUUAAACCCCAUCUUUGUGUUUUAUUUUUAUUCAUUUUUAUUUUUACAUUUUAUUUCCCACUCUUCCUCCAAGGAGCCCAGAGCAGUGUACUACAUACUUAGGUUUCUCUGCACAACAACCCUGUGAAGUAGGUUAGGUUGAGAGAGAGGUGACUGGCCCAGAGUCACCCAGCUAGUAUCAUGGCUGAAUGGGGAUUUGAACUCGGGUCUCCCCAGUCCUAGUCCAGCACUCUAGCCACUACACCAUGCUUUCCUCUCCAUAACAUGAAUAUUUCUUUUGGAUGUGCCAAAGCCUCUCAAACCAAAUUCUGCCCCAAAUAUUUGAUGCCUUAGAAAACCCAACAUUUGAUUUACAGCAAAAAACAAACAAAACUAGUCAGCAGCACCACUCAGCGUCCAACCUUCUACAAUAAACCAUGAAAGAUGUUGGGGUGGGUGGGAACCAGCACUGGCCAAAAUAUUUGCUCCUUUUGGAAAAUGCUAAUUCUUUGUGCAAUGUUAAAAAAACUGAAAGCUCCCCCAAAUUCUGGAGAAAACAAAGUGAAACGUUCCCAUACCAAAGAAGUGUGGUGUUGGUAUAGGCAUGUGUGUAUCCUGCUUAGCAAACUCUGAGACAGACUGGUUAAAUUGCUUUUUUGGCCCAAAUCUGCUCUUAAAAAGCCAAACGGGUAAAAGUACGCCACCACUCAGAGACCAAAAGAAAGGCAGAUAUAUCCAGCCCAUCCCCCAGAUUAAAAAGAAUAGCUGGAUCAUCAGUCCUAAAAAGCAAAAUCCCUCUCCCAAGAGUGUUAUAAAAGAGAGGCAAUGCCUCAGCAAAUGAAAAUUCUUCCUUCCCAAAUGACAUUUUCUUUUAUUUCUCAAAUUUCUAACAUUUCAGUAACCUAGAACUUCAGCUUUUAGAAAUACAACUUGGACAUCCAAAAGGGGCUGGUAUGGGGCAAAGGAAAUAUGAAUAUAAUAACAAAUAUAAUAGAUGAGGUGUCUCACUUUCAAGUCAGAGGAAUUCCAGUACAUGCUCAGUGCCCUGAAGAAACAAGGGAAAAUAGCAAAAAAAUUUAAAUUGCAGAGUCAACAUACUGCAGCCUCCACAUCCACUAUUGUCGCUGUUGCCUUGGGCGUGUGUGAAUCCAGGAGUCUAGAAAAACGUCAUAACUGUAAUGUAAACCUAAAAGUGUGUCACAGAGCAACUACUGCAGAACAAGGGAAAAACAGGAAAGACGAGAUGAAUGCUUCUGGAGGAAACUGUGGAAGUCCCAGUUCUGCAGAACCUACUACUGACUAUUUCAAGGAACUGUGGUCCAAACUAAAGGAAUGUCAUGAUAAAGAAGUCAAAGGAUUACAGUCAAAGAUCUCCAAAUUGAAAACAGAAAGGUGCUUGGAUGCUGAGAGGCUUGAAGAGUUUUAUACCAAAAACCAGCAACUUAGAGAGCAACAGAAAGCACUGUGUGAUACUAUUACAGUUUUAGAAGACCGUUUAAGAGCAGGAUUGUGUGAUCGUUGUGCAGUAACUGAAGAGCAUAUGAAGAAGAAACAGCAGGAAUUUGAGAAUAUUCGGCAACAGAACCUUAAACUGAUAACUGAACUGAUGAAUGAAAGAAACAACUUACAAGAUGAAAAUAAAAUGAUUUCUGAACAACUUCAGCAGAUGCAGCAAAAGAUAAAAGAGCAAGAGCAACAUACAGAAACGUUUAUUCCAGAUUCACCAGUUCAGCCGCUUCCAUUUUCGCUUAUUAAUCGAAUACGUCGAAAACGAGAGAAUAGACAUGUCCGUUACACGGAACAAAGGUGUACAAGUUCGGAACAGAUGGGAAGAACUAAUGAGCUUGGGAAAGUUACACUGUCAUCCACUCAAAAGCAUGUCUGUUCCAGGGAAGAAAUAUUGGUGGCGGAUACCUGUGAUCCACAACUGUCAUCACCAGUGUCAAAUGAAGAAAGGACUGGAGAGUGCCCUGCUACAACAUCACCUUUUAAUUUGGCUGCAGUUGUUGCAGAAACACUAGGACUUCAUGAACCUGUGCUUCAGAACAAACAGGGAAAUUCCAGAAAACAGCUUGUCCAUGAAUUACCAAGGAGCAAUAGUGACAAUUUAGGUUUAUCAGAUCCAUCUGAGAACACUCCUCCAUCUAUAGAUUUGGAUUCUAAAGUACCUUCUCCUGUUUUUGGAGCAUCUGCAAAUGUGAAGACCGCCUUAGGCCUGAAUACAAGUCUUUCACCUUCGGUAUUAGCAACAGGACGGAAGUCAAAUCUGAAGAUCAACCCCAUCAACAAUUCUUCCCGUAUUGGAUCAGAGAAAGUGAGAUCAAAAUCUGAAGAUGUUGCUUUUGUUGUACCACUUAAUCUUGGGACUGAAAUCACCUCUGUAAUCAGUCAGGCUCCUGCUAGUAGGCAAGUAGCUCUGAAACAGAAUGCAGAUGAGCUCAUAACAUGUGUAACUAACACACUUUCAGAUAAAGAAGAGAUAAUCAAAAGUGACUUCCUUCUUGCUUCACAUAAACCACUAGGAAACAGAUGUCCUAAAAGGAAGAAGUUUGAGGAGAGGAGUGGUCAUGUCAUUAGCUGUGAAAAAGAAAACGCUCUCCCUUCCGAAGCAGAUAUUCCUAAUGCUAUCAAUAGGGAUAAUUCAACUGAUAAGCCUUUAGACCUAUCCGAUCGCUUUUCUGAUUUUCACUCUCAAGAGAAAAGCCACAUGAAUGCAGAGACUUCCAAAACCAGGCUGAAACAGGCAACUCUCCACGAUGUUUUCCAACCACUAAUGAAAGAUAGUAAAACUAUCAGUAGUGGUUACUUAAUGAGCAACGAUUCACAAGAAGAACCCUGUGUACAGGAAGCAAUCCUGAAAUCUCUCAGCAAAGCAUCCCCAGAGAGAAAAACUUCAGUACAAAUAAAAGAAGUCGCUGACUUUUGUAAUCCCCCAUUGCAAAAUUAUAUCCUGGAAUCAUACCUCUCUGAAGACAUGAAGGUUGGUGGUAUCCAUGAUCCGUCAAGUAAAAUAAGAACAGGACUUGAAGUGGGCGAACCAGCUUCUGUGCUGCAACCAAAUCCUUGCAGAGUGACAAAACACACACAAUUCAAUAAACAAGAUGAACCAUCCUUAGAAAGUGUGCAUUGGAGUAUAGACCCGGGAGCAGAGCUUUCCCAGUACAAAAUGGACGUUACACUGAUAGACACAAAAGAAAGCACCCAAUCAAGAACUGCAGCAGACACUGUGGACAUGGACUAUACAUACAUCAGUGAUAGCAUUCUGUUGAGAAUGAAAAAUCAAGAACAGAAAGAAGCAAACAGUCCAAAAGGAGAGAGAAGUAAGCAUGAUACCUUAGCAGAAAUAUUUGAUCGAACAUCACAUGAAGAAUAUGAAUCCUAUUUAGAAGAUGACAAUCGGGAGUCCCCUCAGGAAGAACAGGGGGAAAAUAAGGAACAGUCAACAGUAAAGAAAAACAUAGAGAGACAUGUAGACAAACAAGAUAAAACCAAACAGAAGGCUUUUGUGGAACCAUAUUGUAAAAAUGAUGAAAGGAAGCAUACUAUAUUAGAUUUUCCUCAUAUUGAGGUUGUCCGUAAGAGAGAAGAAAGAAGAAAAUUACCUGGCCAUGCUUGUAAAGAAUGUAAAAUAUAUUAUGCAGAUUUGCCAGAAGGAGAGAGAGAAAAGAAGUUAGCUGCCUGUUCAAGGCACCGAUCUCGCUACGUUCCUCCUGACACGCCUGAAAAUUUCUGGGAAGUUGGCUUCCCUUCCACCCAAAUGUGUGUUGAAAGAGGCUAUAUAAAAGAGGAUCUCGCUCCCUGCCCACGACCUAAAAGAAGGAAGCCUUAUAAUGUGAUGUUUUCUCCAAAAGUUAAAGAACAAAAAAUAUAACUGAGAAAUAAAAUAAAAAUUGAGCAGCAAAUACUUUGUAUAACCAGUGGGAAAGGAGAAUAAAAUUACUGUAAAAUGGCGGGUAUUUUCACCCCUAAUAAUAAUAUGAAAAUAAGGGAUUAACUUCCCUCUUAAAAAUAAUUAGAAAAUCAUGAUUCCAAAAUACGUGUAUAUGUGUAAAUAAAUAUUUUGCACCUUUGUAUAUGUGUAAAUAAAGAUUUUGCACCUUUUAGUAUGGAGGACCUGUUGCUGUAGUUCAGAUCUCUGCUGGUUAUAUUCAAUCUUGAUGUAACUUGAUGUGACUUUUUGGGGGUCUAGCAGUAGCAAAGUUGCAACUUCUCAUUUCAGGUCUAGAAGAUUUCCGUGAAUUUUAAGUGGAACUUUAGAAGGUGCUUCCAUUUUGCAAUGGAUAACUUAAAGAAUGUGUAAUCACUUUUGUUUUUUGUAAAAAUUGUUUAAGAAAUAAACAUGUUUUCUAAAUUUGGA
Hemicordylus capensis (graceful crag lizard) is the source of this 5297-nucleotide messenger RNA. It is a transcript of the gene RBBP8, whose product is annotated as RB binding protein 8, endonuclease. Gene Ontology annotation, cellular component: site of double-strand break. Bases 1935 to 4811 code for a protein of 958 amino acids. Lineage: Eukaryota; Metazoa; Chordata; Lepidosauria; Squamata; Cordylidae. The transcript is spliced from 19 exons. The record is from RefSeq and is a predicted model, not a curated record. Gene Ontology annotation, biological process: double-strand break repair via homologous recombination; DNA double-strand break processing involved in repair via single-strand annealing. Gene Ontology annotation, molecular function: double-strand/single-strand DNA junction binding; flap-structured DNA binding; double-stranded DNA binding.